GUAAAAGUAUCGACGCGUCUCAGCCUCUCACUCUCAGAUCCUAUCACAGGUCCACCAAGAAUACCAAAUCCAAGGUCUCGCAAACUCAAUUUGAUAAAAUUAAAUUGCAGGAUUUGUUGGAUUUUAGUGUGCCAUUUAGUUAUGUGAAACUUGAGAAGCAUUAAGCUAUGGAUUCGGAUGAAUUCGAUGACGAUAUUGCAGACGAGGACUUGAUUAUCGCGGCCAGUCAAGUUCCAGUACAAGCUCCAGUACAAGCUCCAGUACAAGCUCCAAGGGGUGUUCAGCCUGCCAAGAUUAAUCAAGGUCGAUUUCAACCUCAUGUACCAGCCCAACGGACAUCGAUUCAAAGAAAUGGAAGCAGUUCAGCUCAGGGGAUCUCGCAACGCACGACCCUAAAUGCACAAAACUUUAUUGAUCUGGAUGAUUUACCUUCAGAUGCAUUUUCAAGCUCUCCAGUAAAUGGAAUAUCUCAUGGAACCACCGUGGCAGCUGGAGGCUUUCGGCAACCAUCUCGUAUCGGUGGCCCAAGCACUGGCUAUCGACAGACUACGCUAUUCGGUCAAGCUCUACAGCGAGACUCAGAACUAAAUUCUUCACAGCCCAAUAGGAAUCGGGUCUUCCGUGCGGAUUUACCCCCUGAGCCUCCUACUCACCAUGAACUUGACGUAGAUGCCAUGAAGACUUGGGUUUACCCCACCAAUCUAGGGCCUACACGAGACUACCAAUUCAGUAUUGUCAAAAAUGGAUUAUUCAACAAUACCCUCGUAGCACUCCCCACAGGCCUGGGUAAAACGUUCAUCGCAGCAACCAUCAUGCUGAAUUAUUAUCGAUGGAUGAAAUCGGCCAAAAUUAUAUUUGUAGCUCCAACCAAGCCACUUGUGUCACAGCAGAUCGACGCAUGCUUUCACAUCGCCGGUAUUCCGAGAUCACAGACCACUCUUUUAACUGGAGAUGUCGCACCAGCUCUCCGAGCAGAAGAAUGGGCAUCCAAAAGAGUCUUCUUCAUGACUCCUCAAACGUUGGAGAACGAUCUAUCUUCAGGCUACGCUGAUCCCAAGUCGAUCGGCCUGUUAGUAGUAGAUGAAGCCCAUAGGGCCACAGGGAACUACUCCUAUGUAAAAGUCGUCAGCUUUCUUAGGCGUUUCACCAGUAGUUUCCGUAUCCUCGCCCUUACAGCGACUCCCGGUUCGAAGGUCGAGUCCGUGCAGGAGGUGAUCGACAGCUUGGGAAUUUCGCAUGUGGAGAUCCGGACUGAGGAAUCGAUUGAUAUUCGACAGUUUGUGCAUCAAAGGGAUGAGGACAUCGUAUUGCUAGAUCCAUCGGAUGAGAUGAACCACGUCAAAGAACUAUUCUCGAAAGCCCUGAAGCCGCUUGUGGAUAAGCUGAGCCAGCAAAACAUUUACUACGGUCGUGACCCGAUGGCCCUCACUGUAUUCGGCCUUUUGCAAGCAAGGAAAGAGUGGAUGGCUCGAGCCGGAAAUCAUGCAAAUCAAGGAGUGAAAUUCAUGAUGGCAGCAAUCUUCGCCGUCUUGACAAGCCUUGCCCACGGUAUCAAGCUAUUGAACUUUCACGGCAUCAAGCCGUUCUAUGAUAGCCUACUUCAGUUUCGAGAAGAAACUGAGGAGAAGGGUCAGAAGGGUUCCAAAUACAAACGACAGAUUAUCGAAUGCCCAAGCUUUCAGGAAAUGAUGGAUAAGAUGGCUGCCUGGUCAAAGAAGGAUGAUUUUAUAAGCCACCCGAAGCUCACUUGUCUAUCCGACACGAUCUUAAACCAUUUCAUGGAUGCCGGCGAGGGUCGAGAGGGUGCAUCUACUAAUACUAGAAUCAUAGUCUUCAGUGAAUACCGUGACAGCGCCGAGGAGAUCGUACGGGUCCUCAACACUCAUAAGCCGAUGAUUCGUGCCGCAGUUUUCGUCGGACAAGCAGACUCAAAGAGAUCAGGAGGCAUGAAGCAGGCAGAGCAAAUCGAGCGCAUACAGAAAUUCAAGAAGGGUGAAUUUAACGUGCUCGUCGCAACAUCUAUCGGCGAAGAAGGUCUCGAUAUUGGCCAAGUUGAUCUAAUCGUAUGCUACGACGCGUCCGCAUCGCCAAUCCGAAUGCUUCAAAGAAUGGGACGAACUGGGAGAAAGCGAGCAGGACGUGUUGUUCUACUCCUAAUGCGAGGAAAGGAAGAAGACAAUUACGCCAAGUCCAAGGAUGGCUACGAAAAAAUGCAAAUCAUGAUAUGUGACGGAAGCCGCUUCAACUUCCGCCACGAUUUGUCUGCGAGAAUAAUACCAAGAGAUGCCCGUCCAGAGGUUGACAUGAGGGCUGUAGAUAUACCUGUAGAGAAUACUCAGGUCCAAGGUCUACCAGAGCCAAAGAAGGGACAGGCGAGGAAGAAGAAGCCACCCAAAAAAUUUCACAUGCCCGACGGGGUCGAGACUGGCUUUACCAGCGUUUCUGCGCUUUUAGCAAAGACAUCGGCGCCUGCGAAACCAAAAGAACCUCGUAAACCAGUCGAAGAGGAUGAGGUCGUCGAGGUGCCGGCUCUCGACCGGGUCGUCCUUAGCAAAAAUCAGACCGACGAACUGUAUAAGAUAUACAAACACGUUACAUCUGUGCGCCACGAUGCUAUGGAAGAUAUCGAACAAGUAGAUUUGACGGCUCAUCCCGCAGCCCAAAGAAAGUUGCGGAAGACGGUCGACGUGAAGCACGGCGCAUACACGAAGCGGUGCGUGAAGCUAUUUAAGAAAAUGGCGAAAGCGCAAGAUACUUCAGGCCCUGACAGCGUGCCAUAUAAAGAAUCAGAUGCUCGAAGUUACAGUCGGCUGCCACUGCCAAGCUACGGGCCCGACUCCGAUGCUGGUUCCACGGACAUGGAGCCAGCGCGCAAGAAGAGAAAGGCAACUCCUCCAUCAGAUGAUGAUGAAGUUAAAGAGCUAAUGGCUCCUCCUCCUCGCAUAUCACGUCCAAAAAAGGCACCUGCUUCUCCAAAGCAGAAGAAGAAGAAGCAGAGUACGGGAUAUAAAGACGUUGGAGAAGCCAGUCUACCACCUCCUCGAAAACACAAAGCACCCUCAAAACCUAUAGUCCCCACCAAGAAGGCACCGGCACCAGCACCACCCCGUCCACGCGUCCAACCCAAGAAAUCUCGGCCCAAAGCAUCAACAGCAGUGUACGACGAGAGCGCCGACGAAGGCGACGACUGCCGGCGCACCAGCGACCUCGACCUGACCGACGAAUCCGACAGCGGCGCCGACCUCGAGGGCUUCGUCGUCGGCGACAACGUCGGCACCUCCAGCAACUACGACCCCACCUCGUCCGUCCGAAAGCCCCAGCGAUCCACCUCCCCCACCACCGGCACGCGGAAAAAACAGAAGAGGCCGCCGGUAUACUACGAGCCGACGCGCUUCAGCCCCACGCAGGAUAGCAGCAUUGAGGAGGAGGAGAACGACAACGACGACGAUGAUGAUGAUCUGCCGCCUAUGAGCCAGAUCUUCGGAGAUUGUCGGUCGAAGGGCGGGAAGAGUACUGCCGCUACCAUUAUCUCCGACGACUCGGAAGACGUGAGACCUCGGAAAGGUAGAGGUGGUGGUGGUGGUGGUCAGACGGCGACGAGAAAGAAACAGGGGUUCUUUACCAGCGAUGACGACGAUGACGACGAUGAGGUUCUCGUUGAGGAAAGUGACGGGUAUUAAUAGAUGGGAUGUAUGGGCGCUAGGGUAAGGGUAAGGGUAAGGGAUUUGGCACGGUAUGGUUCGGUAUAGUAACCAUGGUAUCAAGUAGUGCUUUACAGGUCUGGUUUUUUUUUUUUUCGCUGCCUUGAGUAUGUAGAUACAUACCUACAUGGGUUUUCGUGGAUAAACGCUACUCGCAUGAUACUGUUCGCUUGAGUUGGUUUACCUAGGUACCUACCUACAACGCGAUGCAACACAAUAGUACCUACCUAGGCAUGAAUACAUGAG
This is a messenger RNA of Hypoxylon fragiforme, 3947 nucleotides long. RefSeq names its product P-loop containing nucleoside triphosphate hydrolase protein. The transcript has 2 exons. The record is from RefSeq and is a predicted model, not a curated record. Gene Ontology annotation, biological process: replication fork reversal; interstrand cross-link repair; double-strand break repair via synthesis-dependent strand annealing. Bases 168 to 3680 code for a protein of 1170 amino acids. Gene Ontology annotation, molecular function: four-way junction helicase activity; ATP binding; four-way junction DNA binding. Lineage: Eukaryota; Fungi; Ascomycota; Sordariomycetes; Xylariales; Hypoxylaceae.